Molecule: messenger RNA, 2100 nt
Organism: Boeremia exigua
Lineage: Eukaryota; Fungi; Ascomycota; Dothideomycetes; Pleosporales; Didymellaceae
Exons: 2
Coding region: 109-1764 (551 amino acids)
Biological process (GO): malate metabolic process; pyruvate metabolic process
Cellular component (GO): mitochondrion
Molecular function (GO): malate dehydrogenase (decarboxylating) (NAD+) activity; NAD binding
Source: RefSeq, a predicted model, not a curated record
UUCGCAAGCACCUUGGAACGUACGGCCUGCACCCUCCUGCCGUUGAGAGCUUCGACACACAAGCCCAGCGAUGUACGUGAUGCAUCGUGACUAGUCAUCUGCCGGCAUAUGCUGACAACAGCACCAGGCCUCAGGCUUCUUGCCAUGAAGACGACUCCCAUUGAGAAGUUCCAGUACCUCACCCACCUCAAGGCCACAAACGUGCACCUGUUCUACAGACUGCUUUCGCAAAACAUCAAGGUAUGCGGUGCUCGCCGAUAUCGGAGGAGCAUUCAGCUGACAGAAACCCAGGAAUUGACUCCCCUCAUUUACACCCCGACCGUUGGCGAGGCCUGCGUGAGAUGGCACGAGAUCUACACACAGCCCGAGGGCAUGUACCUCUCCUUCAGCGAUCGCGGCCACCUCCGCGAGAUCCUCGACAACUGGCCUCACGAGGUUGAGAUCACUGUCCUCACCGACGGCUCUCGCAUUCUGGGUCUUGGAGAUCUCGGUGUGAACGGUAUGGGUAUCCCCGUUGGCAAGCUGUCUCUGUACACCGCCUGCGCUGGUAUCCGUCCCGAAGCCACCCUUCCUCUCACAAUUGACUUGGGCACAAACAACAAGGCUCUCCGCGAGGACCCUCUGUACAUGGGCUCAAGGGUGCCCAAGGUUACUGCCGAGGAGGAGAAGGAAUUCCUCGACGAGCUCAUGGCUGCUCUGACCGACAGGUGGCCCAACAUCGUUAUCCAAUUUGAGGACUUCAAGAACCCCUUCCCCGCCCUCGAGCGCUACCAGAACACAUACAGCAUGUUCAACGAUGACGUCCAGGGAACUGGUGCCGUCAUUGUCGGUGGUUUCAUCAACGCCGUCAAGGCGUCUGGUGUUCCCGUCAAGGACCACAAGGCUAUCUUCCUCGGUGCUGGCAGCGCUGGUACCGGUGUCGCCAAGCAGAUCGUCGAGUUCUUCAAGAAGGAAGGUCUGACAGAAGAGGAGGCCCGCCGCAAGUUCUGGUUCGUUGACUCCAACGGUCUUGUCACCCAAGACCGUGGUGACAAGCUCGCCGACCACAAGGUCUACUUUGCCCGUGACGACAACAACGGCCGUCAGUACCAGUCCCUCGCCCGCUUGAUCGACUACGUCCAGCCCACCAUCCUGAUGGGUCUGUCCACCAUUGGCGGUGCUUUCAACAAGGACAUCCUCCAGAAGAUGGCCAAGCUUAACGACCACCCGGUCAUCUUCCCCUUGUCCAACCCCUCCAGCAAGUCUGAGUGCACAUUCGAGGAGGCCGUCAUCCACACUGAGGGACGUUGCCUGUUCGCCUCCGGCUCGCCGUUCCCCUCCCUGGAGCACGACGGCAAGCUCCUCACUCCCGGCCAGGGCAACAACAUGUACGUCUUCCCUGGUAUUGGCCUCGGUGCCAUUCUCUCCAAGGCCACAUCUGUCACACAGGACAUGAUCUACGCCUCCGCCGAGUCGCUCUCCACAUCUCUGAACGAGCAGGAGGUCGCCGAUGGAUGGCUGUACCCCGACAUCCGCCGCAUCCGCGAGGUUUCUGUUGUUGUCACUCGUGGUGUCAUUCGUGCUGCUCAGCAGAACGGUGUCGACCGCGCUGUCGAGCUCCGCAAUCUCUCUGACGAGGAGCUCGAUGCCUACAUCGUCGACAGCAUGUACAACCCCUUCAAGGACGGCGAGCAGCUGGGCGAGGAGGUCGCAAACCUCGUCUCCCAGGCACAGUCAAACGGUGUCAGUGGCAUUACCAAUGGUGUUGCCCACUCGCAUUUGUAAAAGUCUGAUAUUCUUGAACCUCAUUAUCGGCGCUUGGAUUGUUUCUGGGGCAUGUGGCACAUGCCCUCAAGUUCGGCCACCACACUUUUCGGCCGUAAAAUGGACUUAGCUAUGGACUUUUAGGACGGAUGAUUCGAUACCCUGUUACACAUCCUCCUUCUCACACGUCUUAAGUAGAUGCUUUUUGAGCGAAUGCGUUGGCAUUGGGUUGGAAAUAAUACGAUGGAUACUUCAAUGUCUUGCUCUCGACUGUGACUGUCGUCUAUUAUCAUCACUCAUAGUAUUAAAAUCACGAACAAGAAUGAAACAACACCAGCCUUGACUCCCCAAACACCG